Prinia subflava (tawny-flanked prinia) is the source of this 3014-nucleotide messenger RNA. It is a transcript of the gene GORASP1, whose product is annotated as golgi reassembly stacking protein 1. Bases 165 to 1436 code for a protein of 423 amino acids. Gene Ontology annotation, cellular component: Golgi apparatus. Lineage: Eukaryota; Metazoa; Chordata; Aves; Passeriformes; Cisticolidae. The record is from RefSeq and is a predicted model, not a curated record. The transcript is spliced from 9 exons. Gene Ontology annotation, molecular function: protein binding. Gene Ontology annotation, biological process: Golgi organization.
UCACGCGCCAGGCCGCGGAGCCGAGCCUCGCUCCCGCAUCGCUCCGCCGUGUCCCGGCGCUGCGCUCGGCGCUCGGCUGCUCGCGCCUGCGGGAGCGUGAGGGCGAUGCUGGGGGCCGCGGCCGCCUGAGGGCCGGCUCCGCUCGGCUCCGGCGGGGCUGCGCCAUGGGGCUGGGCUCCAGCUCCGAGGGCCCCGGCGGCGGCGCCGAGGGAUUCCACGUGCACGGGGUUCAGGAGAACUCCCCAGCCCAACAAGGAGGACUGGAACCUUUCUUUGAUUUCAUCAUUGCCAUAGGACACACCAGGCUUAACAAGGAAAACAACAUGCUGAAAGACCUGCUGAAGGCAAAUGCUGAGAAGGCAGUGAAGCUGGAGGUGUAUAACAUCAAAACAAUGAAAAUCCGAGAGGUGGAGGUGGUCCCCAGUAACAUGUGGGGAGGACAGGGCCUCCUUGGGGCCAGCGUGAGGUUCUGCAGCUUCCAGGGAGCCAAUGAACACGUCUGGCACGUCCUGGACGUUGAGCCUUCAUCUCCUGCAGCCCUGGCUGGUCUCCAGCCAUACACUGACUACGUUGUUGGAUCUGAUCAGAUUCUCCAGGAGUCAGAGGAUUUCUUUUCCCUGAUUGAAUCCCACGAGGGGAAGCCACUGAAGCUGAUGGUUUAUAACACUGAAGCAGAUUCCAUCCGAGAGGUAGUUGUGACUCCCAAUGGAGCUUGGGGUGGAGAAGGAAGUUUAGGAUGUGGUAUUGGAUAUGGCUAUUUGCACAGAAUUCCAACACAGUCCGUGACAUCAAAGAAGAAGCCAGAAAGCAAAUCACCUUCACCUUCACCCUCACCAGAAGCUGGAACUCCUCUGCCAUCCACUAAUGGUUACACAGAGACUCCAUUGUUGGCACCUACCUCUCAGAAUGACAGCUCUGAAAUAGUUAUGAACUUGGACCAUUCCACAGAAAGGAGUGGUUACUCACCAGAAAGCUCCCUUUCUCCUCCUCCCCCUCUCCAGAGAGUUAUGGAUCCAGGAUUUCUAGAUAUGUCUGGAAUUUCAGUUUCUGAGUUCACAAGCUUAACAGAAGUGUCCAGCCUGUCCCCAUCAGCCUCCUUCAACACGCCAGCAGCAGGGCCUUCUGUAGGCCCUGAAACACUAAUGCCAGACAGUGAAGUCUCCACUUAUUUUGAAAAUGGUUUAAUGCUGUAUCAUGAAGGAUCAGGCAAGCAGCCCACACUGGAUGACCUCCUGCCUUCAGUUUCAUCUUUACCUUCUCUUGAUCUUCCUCAUGACAUUUCUUCAAAAACAACACUAGGAACUGAUGCUGAUAACCAGGAAUCCAAGCUGCUUGUGAACACCACUGAGAGCUCACUCGCCACUGCUCCAGAGACACCAGAGCAAGAAGCAGCAAGCGAGCAGAAAGGAGAAGCAGCUGCACAAGAUCCUGAGUGAAAUGGACCUUGCUGCUGUUUACAGACUGCUGAAUGCUGCAGUGCCACAGCUUGGAAUAUUUUUCUGAUCUUGAAAGAAUUACAGUUACUCUAUUUUGUUAGUGUAGACAAUACUAGAAAAGAAAUCACAUGAAGUACGUAUCCUGUUGUCUUUUCCAAUCACUGUUUAAUGGAUUGAUCUAUGUUCAGAAUUUAAAUGCUGUCCAAAAUCACCCAAUCAAUAGAGAAAUUGAUGCAGAAACCAAUUGGACACUGGCAGAACGUCAAGUUCUGGAAUUCACAUUUGCCUACAAGUGCUCCUGAAUGUAUUUACAAAGGCACUGUGCCUGAACUUAGUGAUGAUUUUUAUUGGUAUGUUUGAUGGCAUUAAAAAUAUUUAUAGUUUUGAUUUGUUAGAAAGCUUUUCUAAUGGUACAUCCUGGUUAGACAGUUCUUGUGUCUUCCAAGGCAUUUCUUACCCUAAGAUACUUUUGCUUACUACUCUAGUAUUCCUGCUAGACUUAUUUUUCUUGGUUUACUUCCCUUCUGUGCAAGAGUCAUUCAUGUACCUUCUUCAUACCUACUUGGACAGGAAAGAAAUCCAGUGGGGUUUGAAGUUGGAGCCCCAAAGGGGACAAAGCCAUGGUGGGGUGGCUCCUGUCAUGACUUCUGCUCUGGAGUUGGCCAUGCAGUUAAAUAAACAGUGAGGGGGAGGGAGUGAUGGUGACUACUUGAAACAAAUUGAAGAUGACUUCAAAGUAGAGGUGAUGAAUCUUCUUGGUGAAGAUUGAAUGUCUUGGCUUCUGUAGUGACUGAGAAAUAGAUUUCCUUUGCUCGUGCUUUUCUAUUCACUCACUGCUAUUUUUAUACAAAUUGUUGUAAGUUUAAGACAUGGGGCUGUUGUGCAGCACCAGCAAUCGGUUUUUGUAGCUUUUUUGCUUGCAUUUGUUUCCAAAAGCACUUCUGAAUGUAACAGCAAACAUGACAAACAAUGGAAGACAUGGAUGGCUUUAUAAUCCUCAGGGCAGUGAUUUAUCAUGGAAUUUUAAGCUGCUGCUAAGCAAUAAUACAGCUACUGCAGUGAAAACCCUUUGUAAAUUAAACCAGUGGGGUACAAGGCUGGUGUGUGUUUAGGCUAUAAACUGAGUACACUUAUUUAGCACAACCCUGCCUGAUUUCCUUUGCCCUGCCCUGGCUCCUGCUCUGUUUCUGCCUUGUGCAGGUCACUGACAGCUGGAAUCUGGUCCUGAUGCAGGGAGGACUCAGAGUCACACAUUUACCUGUGACAGCUUCAGCCAAAGGGUGCAGGGAAAGUCGCUGCAGAUGAGUCCACCCUGACUAAAAAGUCUGUCCUUGAUCUGUUUGGAGUCUGAAAUACUGCAAGUACAGUAGUUCUGAACAGGAUUGUCAAAGCACCUGUUGCUUUAAAGAAUGUAUUAAGCUCUAACUAAAGGCAGUAGAAUUGACAGUGAAUUCUAGUCUGUUAAUUGUGAGCCAAUUUUAUUUCUUAUGUUGCUAAAAUAAAUUUCCUAUUUUAUUCCCCCAGCUGACUGUUACAAGGGCAAACAGCCAAACACUAAAAAGAAAUGUAAUUAAAAUA